AUGGUAGCCUACGCUCCUUAUGUCGCCGCUACGGCAUCUUUGUCAUCCGUUUAUCACGCAGUUACCCCAUCCCAGUUUCGCACCUCGCCUGUCUGCCAUGUCGUUACAGCGACAGUCACUGAAUACGCAACAGCACGGCCCACUACCAAUGCUCAUGGACAUGGAGGACCAUACUAUAAUCCUUACAACGACGUGCCCCUCCCAUUCGUUUGGCCGGGCAAGCCGUCGCACGGGGAGACGUACGCUCCUCCUCGACCUUCGACACCUUAUCAAUACGGAGGGCACGCUAAAGAUAUGUAUGAUGAGCCUUGCUGGAUCCCUAAGGGUACUGGACAGCUCAAGGCUUCACUCCCGAGUGUCCAGCAGUGUGGCAACUCACAGUGGGGGUUGAUCGAUUCGCCUCAUCUUCCGGUCAAUGGCCUCCCAGGUGGUCACUCCGAUGGGGCCUACGCAUCAGAAUCUACGAAGCUCGCGUCCGCAUUUCCCCCUUACCCUAUAGCAUCUGGCCACUCAUACAACCAUACCAACGCCACAGGGUCUAACUCUCUCGGACAAACCUCCACUAGGACUCUCGGGUCCAUCGUUACCGCUACUGCGGUUAGUACACCUACAGCAGACCCUCUUUGUCCUACCAUGCCCGACACUGGCGUGACAAGGACCUACGAUCUCCACGUGGCUUACCAAACAAUUGCUCCUGACGGUGUUACCAGGAAUGGUUUAACUGUGAAUGGCCAAUUCCCUGGUCCUCUCAUCGAGGCCAACUGGGGCGAUUGGAUCCUGUGGAGAGUUACAAAUGAUUUGACUGAUGAAGGUACCACCCUUCACGCCCAUGGCCUCUUCCAGGGUGAGACUUCCUGGUACGAUGGGGUUCCUGCCGUCUCUCAGUGCCCUAUAUCGCCCAACGGUGGAUACUAUGAGAUGCUUUUCCGAGCUGACCGUUAUGGGACAUCUUGGUACCACAGUCACUACAGCGCUCAGUACUCUGGUGGUGCCCACGGCCCUAUGGUCAUCCAUGGACCGAAGCAUGAAGAGUACGACAUCGACAUCGGCCCUAUCGUCCUUGAAGACUGGUUCCAUGCCGACUACUACUCUCUUGUUGAGGGCACCAUGAAUGGUCUAUUCCCACCCUCGAACAACAAUCUGAUCAAUGGAAGAAUGAACUACCCGUGUGCGAACACAACGCUACCUUGCACACCUAACGCCGGCAUCUCCAAAUUCAAGUUUGAGUCUGGAAAGAAGCAUUUGCUGCGCCUCAUCAACAUGGGUGCCGAGGGUAACCAGAAGUUCAGCAUCGAUGGACACCAGCUGAAGGUUAUUGCCGUCGACUUCAUCCCCGUUGAACCGUACACGACGAAUGUCGUUACUCUCGCUGUCGGUCAGCGCACUGAUAUCGUGGUCGAAGCUAUCGGCAAGCCUAGCGAUACAUUCUGGAUGCGCUCUCAGCUCGCUCAAGGAUUUCGCUGCACGCUUACCGACGGCAUCUCGCCAAACGCGCUCGCGGCAGUAUACUACGAGGAUGCCGAUACCGACGCCAUCCCGCAGUCCACCUCCGAAGUUACUCAGGAACAGCUUGAACAGUGCAAAAAUGAUCCUAUCACGUCCGCAAUUCCGCUCUGCAAGGUUCCCCUGGAAGAGCCAGAUCAUGUUGAGCGUGUAGACUUUGACUUCCGCUCCAACGGCACCAACUUCAUCUGGUACCUCAACAACAGCACUUACCACGGGAACUACAAUGAACCUACACUUCUGAAAGCGAAGCGUAACGAGUCAGACUUCAAUCCCGAAUGGAACGUGUACGAGUUUCCUGGUGCGAAGAACGUCCGCAUCCAUUUGGUCAACCACGGUCUCAUUGGUGGCCACCCCAUGCAUCUCCACGGCCAUGAUUACCAUAUCCUAGCUGAAGGUUUCGGCGAGUGGGAUGGUGUUGUGACGAAUCCGGAGAAUACGCUGCGUCGCGAUGUUCAUCAGAUGCAAAAUGCGCGCAAUGUCACUGGUACAGUCGAGCCCUCGUACCUGGUCUUGCAAUUCACACAGGACAAUCCGGGCGUGUGGCCAUUUCAUUGCCAUCUGGCAUGGCACGUUAGUGGUGGGCUUUUCAUGCAAAUACUGGAGAGGCCUAAGGACAUUCAGAAGCAGGCCUUUGACGAUGAGCAGUUUGAGCUUUGCGAUGCUUGGGAUGCUUACUCGGCUCAGGUUACUCUGAAUCAGAUUGAUUCGGGUUUGUAA
Molecule: messenger RNA, 2223 nt
Organism: Alternaria atra
Lineage: Eukaryota; Fungi; Ascomycota; Dothideomycetes; Pleosporales; Pleosporaceae
Exons: 3
Coding region: 1-2223 (740 amino acids)
Molecular function (GO): oxidoreductase activity; copper ion binding
Source: RefSeq, a predicted model, not a curated record